Molecule: messenger RNA, 257 nt
Organism: Dentiscutata heterogama
Lineage: Eukaryota; Fungi; Glomeromycota; Glomeromycetes; Diversisporales; Gigasporaceae
Source: the annotation of a GenBank genome assembly
AGAAAAAUUAUCCAAUUCGUAUUACUGGAAAUGAAAUUUUUGGUAGAGUCUCAUCAACAACGCUUAAAACAAGUUUAAUUAGUCCAACUCAAGCCUAUGAUUUACCUAACGUCCCAGUCCAAUCCAAUACCGAUUCUACCGAUUCUAUAUCCCAAGCACCUAUUAUAAUUUUAAUCUUACUUGGUAUAUUUUUAUGGUUUUAUUGCAGAGGUAGAGGUAAAGCUAAAGAUAGAAAUAAUCUUGAUAGUAUUGAAGGU